UCUGAACGCUGUCUCGCGAAAACAAUGAUGUGAUUAAAUGUAAUUUAGCUACGAGCUGUGGCUCAAAGCAGCCUCAUAAACGUUUUCAGUCAGACAUUCACAAUUGCCAUAUAGAGUUGAAAUACUGUAUCUAGCCAACAUUUUGAAUUGAAUAACAUUGCUUGCUUGUGAACGUCAGAGCUGUAACAACUUGACACUUUGGCAAGCACAAACGCAUACUAGUAGUGCAUACUAGUAGAUGUCCCUAGUCAUCGCUCCUUCUCCAGUCUACACAUUCUGGGUGAUGCGAAACAACUUCGUCAUCUCGCUGGUUUCUCUUGCGAGCUCUCACUAUUGGUGAUCACCCUCAUAUUGCAUCUCUCGAACCGCUCACAUUAAACUCGCUCACGGACCGGCGUCCCGAGUAGGCAACGAAAUGAGGCAUUUUGUCGUGUAGCGUAUCCAUGCUGUUUGAGGGGAUAGUAAUUGGAAGUAAUUUGGGUAAUCCCAAAAAAUGACGUUACUAAUUACAAUGUUGGACAGGUAACUAGUAACUGUUACAGAUUACACUCCGAAAGCAAGCUACUCAACCCUGAACAGCAUUCUGUGGCAACAUGAAGUUACUCCAGUGUCAAACAAGCCGACAAACAUCAUUCGGUGAACCCGCCUCCUAAGGAAAUGCUAGAGAGCGCGACCACUGAGGUAUAGCGCACGACACGUGAUUUAUUGGCUAGUCAAAAUCCAGUAUGGCGGAAUCUGUGAAUGACUCUCUCACUGGCGUUUUCUCCAACGGGUCCUAAAUUCUACAUGUUCGAUAGAGUCGGAGCUGCAUACGGAGCCUGGAUAGAAAUCACAACAUUCAGGAGGGCGUUUGUUCAGGUUGAAUUCACGGGAGUGAAGAAGCAAGCCAACGGCAAACCCUGAAAGCUGCUUUGUCUAGAAUGAGCCCUUGAGACACCCCUCCCCCCCUUUCAUCAUAGUCUUCCUCGCAGUGUCCAUCCAGCCGGACGGCGGAUGGUGUUCAUCUUACACCCCCAAGAGGAGUACUGAGGCCAUUGUCCUCAUCCUCUUCAUCAGUUUCGCUUCCCAGGAGUGGUACCCUACGAUGAAUUCCUACAGUCGACAAGAUGGACUGCCCAGGAAAGAGCAGCCCUUGGAACUUCUGAAGCCAUCUGGCCUCAACCACAUCCAAUCUGUCGACGUGAGAGCGGCACUGCCCAUGCAGGUGCCCCCGGCCGCCAUCCCCAUGGACCUGCGCAUGGACCAGCCCUUUGGCCUGGCACCGCGACCAGACGACCAGGGCCACCAAGGACAGGUCCCAGGUCUUCGGGAGCAGCAGCUGCAGCAGGAGCUGUUGGCCCUCAAACACAAACAGCAGAUCCAGAGACAGCUGCUCAUCGCCGAGUUCCAACGGCAACAUGAGCAGCUCUCACGCCAGCAUGAGGUCCAGCUACAGGAGCAUGUUAAGCACCAGCAGGACCUCCUGGCCCUGAAGCAUCAGCAGGAGCUGCUGGAGCACCAGAGGAAGAUGGAGAGACACCGCCAAGAGCAGGAGAUGGAGAAGCAGCAGAGGGAGCAGAAACUCCUACUGCUCAAGAACAAGGAGCGUGGCCAGGAGAGUGCGGUGGCCAGCACGGAGGUCAAGAUGCGGCUGCAGGAGUUUGUCCUGAAUAAGAAGAAAGCCCUGGCUCAGCGCAGCCUCAACCACUGCAUGAACACUGACCCACGCUACUGGUACGGGAAGACCCAGCACAGCUCCCUGGAUCAGAGCUCCCCUCCCCAGACAGGGAUGUCCCCUUACAGCCACGCCAUCCUCGGGAUGUACGACCCCAAAGACGACUUUCCUCUCCGCAAGACAGCCUCUGAGCCCAACUUGAAGCUCCGGUCCAGGCUUAAACAGAAGGUGACAGAGCGCAGAAGUAGCCCACUGCUACGUAGGAAGGAUGGUCCAGUAAUCACUACUGCCAAGAAGCGCUCUCUGGACAUGGCUGAAUCGGCCUGCAACAGCGCACCUGGCUCGGGCCCCAGUUCGCCCAACAACAGCUCCAGUAACAUCACCAAUGAGAACGGCAUCGCUAGUACAGUCGAGGCCUCCCUGGCCCACAGGCUGGCCGGCCGAGAGGGCCCCUUGAGCCAGCUGUCUCUGUACACAUCGCCCUCACUGCCUAACAUCACCCUGGGCCUGCCAGCCACCGGCCCGUCCAGCAUGACAUCAGGCCAGCAGGAUGGUGACAGGCUAUCGAUGCAUGAGAGGCUGCAGCAGGGCUUCCCCAUAACCACUCCCUUCAUCCCGGGGGCCCACCUGCCCUCCUACCUGACUGAUGGGGGCUCGGCACACAACCCCCUCCUCCAGCACAUGGUGCUCCUGGAGCAGUCCCAGAACCCACUAGGUCUGUCCUGCUGCCUGGGCGGGCUGCCCUUGCAGUCGCCCUCCAUCCACAAGCUGCGUGGGCAGCACCGUCCCCUAGGGAGGACCCAGUCGGCCCCUCUGCCCCAGAACGCCCAGGCCCUGCAGCAGCUGGUGGUUCAGCAGCAGCACCAGCAGUUCCUGGAGAAACACAAGCAGCAGUUCCAGCAGCAGCAACUGCACAUCAACAAGAUGAUGGCCAAGCCCAGCGAACCAGGGCCGGGUCGACAGCACGAGAGCCACCCGGAGGAGACAGAAGAGGAGCUAAGGGAGCACCAAGCCCUGUGUCCCCAGGAAGGAGUCCUCAUGCGCGGGGUGACGGUCAAGCAGGAGCCCCCGGACCCUCAGGAAGAGGAGAGGGACAACCGAGAGAGGAUGGUCGACCAGGAGCUGCUCUUCAGACAGCAGGCUGUGUUAUUGGAGCAGCAGAGGAUGGUCCAGUUAAGGAACUACCAGGCUUCCAUGGAGUCAGCCGGCCUGUCAGUCACCUUCCCAAUGCACCGCCCCCUUUCCAGGGCCCAAUCAUCUCCCGCCUCGGCCUGCUUCCCCCCCAUUGUGGUACAGCAGGAGCCGCCCACCAAGCCUCGCUUCACCACUGGCCUGGUGUAUGACACGUUGAUGCAGAAGCACCAGUGUAUGUGUGGCAACACCAACACACACCCCGAGCACGCCGGACGCAUCCAGAGCAUCUGGUCCCGACUGCAGGAGACUGGACUGAGGGGCAAGUGUGAGUGUAUCCGAGGGCGGAAAGCCACUCUGGAGGAGUUGCAGACGGUUCACUCUGAGGCCCACGUCCUUCUGUAUGGAACCAACCCACUCCGACAGAAACUAGACAGUUCAUUGACUCCCAUGUUUGUGAGGCUGCCUUGUGGAGGGGUAGGGGUGGACAGCGACACCAUUUGGAACGAGGUCCACUCGUCCAGCGCGGCUCGUCUGGCUGUGGGUUCCGUUGUGGAGCUGGUCUUCAAAGUGGCGGCUGGAGAGCUCAAGAACGGCUUUGCUGUAGUCCGGCCCCCUGGACACCACGCGGAGGAGAGCACACCUAUGGGAUUCUGUUACUUCAACUCCGUGGCCAUCGCAGCUAAACUUCUGCAGCAGAGGCUCAGUGUCAGUAAGAUCCUGAUCGUGGAUUGGGAUGUUCACCAUGGAAAUGGCACGCAACAAGCAUUCUACAGCGACCCCAACAUUCUCUAUCUGUCACUCCAUCGCUACGACGAUGGCAACUUCUUCCCCGGCAGUGGAGCGCCUGAUGAGGUGGGCACUGGGGCAGGCAUGGGCUUCAAUGUGAACAUGGCUUUCACUGGGGGGCUAGAACCACCCAUGGGAGACGCAGAGUACCUGGCUGCCUUCAGGACGGUGGUGAUGCCCAUCGCCAAUGAGUUUUCUCCUGACGUGGUUCUGGUGUCUUCAGGAUUCGAUGCUGUGGAUGGCCACGCAUCACCCCUGGGAGGGUACAAGCUAACAGCCAAAUGUUUCGGAUACCUGACCAGGCAGCUGAUGGGGCUGGCCGGGGGACGCCUGGUACUGGCCCUGGAGGGGGGCCAUGACCUCACUGCCAUCUGCGAUGCCUCUGAAGCCUGCGUCUCUGCUUUGCUAGGAAUCGAGGUAAGACUAAGAAUGAGGGAGGGGUUUCUAUAAUUGUUGUCAAUAAUUUGCCACUGCACCUGUUUGGGGAGACUGUCUCUACACAUGUAGUCCAAUCACAGGCUCAGCCAGAGGUGUGAUGCUUAAAGGGCCUUGGCCCAAUGUUUCCGCCAAGGGAGAGAGGUGGAGAGAAAGAGAGACCCUGGAACAAUGAGUUGACAGAGAGGUGGAGAGAAAGAGAGACCCUGGAACAAUGAGUUGACAGAGAGGUGGAGAGAAAGAGAGACCCUGGAACAAUGAGUUGACAGAGAGAGGUGGAGAGAAAGAGAGACCCUGGAACAAUGAGUUGACAGAGAGGUGGAGAGAAAGAGAGACCCUGGAACAAUGAGUUGACAGAGAGAGGUGGAGAGAAAGAGAGACCCUGGAACAAUGAGUUGACAGAGAGGUGGAGAGAAAGAGAGACCCUGGAACAAUGAGUUGACAGAGAGAGGUGGAGAGAAAGAGAGACCCUGGAACAAUGAGUUGACAGAGAGGUGGAGAGAAAGAGAGACCCUGGAACAAUGAGUUGACAGAGAGGUGGAGAGAAAGAGAGAGUCUGGAACAAUGAGUUGACAGAGAGGUGGAGAGAAAGAGAGACCCUGGAACAAUGAGUUGACAGAGAGAGGUGGAGAGAAAGAGAGACCCUGGAACAAUGAGUUGACAGAGAGGUGGAGAGAAAGAGAGACCCUGGAACAAUGAGUUGACAGAGAGGUGGAGAGAAAGAGAGAGUCUGGAACAAUGAGUUGACAGAGAGGUGGAGAGAAAGAGAGACCCUGGAACAAUGAGUUGACAGAGAGAGGUGGAGAGAAAGAGAGACCCUGGAACAAUGAGUUGACAGAGAGGUGGAGAGAAAGAGAGACCCUGGAACAAUGAGUUGACAGAGAGGUGGAGAGAAAGAGAGAGUCUGGAACAGUGAGUUGACAGAGAGAGAUGGAGAGGGGAAGAGAAAGAGAGUGUCUGGAACAGUGAGUUGACAGAGAGAGGUGGAGAGAAAGAGAGACCCUGGAACAGUGAGUUGACAGAGAGAUUGAGAGGUGGAGAGAAAGAGAGACCCUGGAACAGUGAGUUGACAGAGAGAUGGAGAGGAGAAGAGAAAGAGAGAGUCUGGAACAGUGAGUUGACAGAGAGAUGGAGAGGGGAAGAGAAAGAGAGAGUCUGGAACAGUGAGUUGACAGAGAGAUGGAGAGGAGAAGAGAAAGAGAGAGUCUGGAACAGUGAGUUGACAGAGAGAUGGAGAGGGGAAGAGAAAGAGAGAGUCUGGAACAGUGAGUUGACAGAGAGAUGGAGAGGGGAAGAGAAAGAGAGAGUCUGGAACAGUGAGUUGACAGAGAGAGAUGGAGAGGUGGAGAGAAAGAGAGAGUCUGGAACAGUGAGUUGACAGAGAGAUGGAGAGGUGGAGAGAAAGAGAGAGCCUGGAACAGUGAGUUGACAGAGAGAUUGAGAUGUAGAGAGAAAGAGAGAGUCUGGAACAGUGAGUUGACAGAGAGAUGGAGAGGUGGAGAGAAAGAGAGACCCUGGAACAGUGAGUUGACAGAGAGAUUGAGAUGUAGAGAGAAAGAGAGAGUCUGGAACAGUGAGUUGACAGAGAGAUGGAGAGGGGAAGAGAAAGAGAGAGUCUGGAACAGUGAGUUGACAGAGAGAUGGAGAGGGGAAGAGAAAGAGAGAGUCUGGAACAGUGAGUUGACAGAGAGAUGGAGAGGGGAAGAGAAAGAGAGAGUCUGGAACAGUGAGUUGACAGAGAGAUGGAGAGGGGAAGAGAAAGAGAGAGUCUGGAACAGUGAGUUGACAGAGAGAUGGAGAGGUAGAGAGAAAGAGAGAGUCUGGAACAGUGAGUUGACAGAGAGAUGGAGACGAAGAGAGAAAGAGAGAGUCUGGAACAGUGAGUUGACAGAGAGAGAUGGAGAGGUGGAGAGAAACAGAGAGUCUGGAACAGUGAGUUGACAGAGAGAGGUGGAGAGAACGAGAGAUUCUGGAACAGUGAGUUGACAGAGAGAUGGAGAGGUAGAGAGAAAGAGAGAGUCUGGAACAGUGAGUUGACAGAGAGAUGGAGACGAAGAGAGAAAGAGAGAGUCUGGAACAGUGAGUUGACAGAGAGAGAUGGAGAGGUGGAGAGAAACAGAGAGUCUGGAACAGUGAGUUGACAGAGAGAGGUGGAGAGAAAGAGACAGUCUGGAACAGUGAGUUGACAGAGAGAUGGAGAGGUAGAGAGAAAGAGAGAGUCUGGAACAGUGAGUUGACAGAGAGAUGGAGACGAAGAGAGAAAGAGAGAGUCUGGAACAGUGAGUUGACAGAGAGAGAUGGAGAGGUGGAGAGAAACAGAGAGUCUGGAACAGUGAGUUGACAGAGAGAGGUGGAGAGAAAGAGAGAGUCUGGAACAGUGAGUUGACAGAGAGAUGGAGAGGUGGAGAGAAAGAGAGAGUCUGGAACAGUGAGUUGACAGAGAGAGGUGGAGAGAAACAGAGACCCUGGAACAGUGAGUUGACAGAGCGAGAUGGAGAGGGGAAGAGAAAGAGAGAGUCUGGAACAGUGAGUUGACACAGAGAUGGAGAGGGGAAGAGAAAGAGAGAGUAUGGACCAGUGAGUUGACAGAGAGAUGGAGAGGGGAAGAGAAAGAGAGAGUCUGGAACAGUGAGUUGACAGAGAGAUGGAGAGGGGAAGAGAAAGAGAGAGUCUGGAACAGUGAGUUGACAGAGAGAUGGAGAGGGGAAGAGAGAGUCUGGAACAGUGAGUUGACAGAGAGAUGGAGAGGGGAAGAGAAAGAGAGAGUCUGGAACAGUGAGUUUACAGAGAGAGGUGGAGAGAACGAGAGAUUCUGGAACAGUGAGUUGACAGAGAGAUGUAAAGGUGGAGAGAAAGAGAGAGUCUGGAACAGUGAGUUGACAGAGAGAUGGAGACGAAGAGAGAAAGAGAGAGUCUGGAACAGUGAGUUGACAGAGAGAGAUGGAGAGGGGAAGAGAAAGAGAGAGUCUGGAACAGUGAGUUGACAGAGAGAGGUGGAGAGAAAGAGAGAGUCUGGAACAGUGAGUUGACAGAGAGAUGGAGAGGUGGAGAGACAGAGAGACCCUGGAACAGUGAGUUGACAGAGAGAUGGAGAGGUGGAGAGAAAGAGAGAGACUGGAACAGUGAGUUGACAGAGAUGUGGAGGUGGAGAGAAAGAGAGAGUCUGGAACAGUGAGUUGACAGAGAGAGGUGGAGAGAAAGAGAGACCAUGGAACAGUGAGUUGACAGAGAGAGAUGGAGAGGGGAAGAGAAAGAGAGAGUCUGGAACAGUGAGUUGACAGAGAGAGGUGGAGAGAAAGAGAGAGUCUGGAACAGUGAGUUGACAGAGUGAUGGAGAGGUGGAGAGAAAGAGAGAGUCUGGAACAGUGAGUUGACAGAGAGAGGUGGAGAGAAACAGAGACCCUGGAACAGUGAGUUGACAGAGCGAGAUGGAGAGGGGAAGAGAAAGAGAGAGUCUGGACCAGUGAGUUGACAGAGAGAUGGAGAGGGGAAGAGAAAGAGAGAGUCUGGAACAGUGAGUUGACAGAGAGAUGGAGAGGGGAAGAGAAAGAGAGAGUCUGGAACAGUGAGUUGACAGAGAGAUGGAGAGGGGAAGAGAAAGAGAGAGAGUCUGGAACAGUGAGUUGACAGAGAGAGAUGGAGAGGGGAAGAGAAAGAGAGAGUCUGGAACAGUGAGUUGACAGAGAGAUGGAGAGGGGAAGAGAAAGAGAGAGUCUGGAACAGUGAGUUGACAGAGAGAUGGAGAGGGGAAGAGAAAGAGAGAGUCUGGAACAGUGAGUUGACAGAGAGAUGGAGAGGGGAAGAGAAAGAGAGAGUCUGGAACAGUGAGUUGACAGAGAGAGAUGGAGAGGGGAAGAGAAAGAGAGAGUCUGGAACAGUGAGUUGACAGAGAGAUGGAGAGGGGAAGAGAAAGAGAGAGUCUGGAACAGUGAGUUGACAGAGAGAGAUGGAGAGGGGAAGAUAAAGAGAGACCCUGGAACAGUGAGUUGACAGAGAGAUUGAGAUGUAGAGAGAAAGAGAGAGUCUGGAACAGUGAGUUGACAGAGAGAGGUGGAGAGAACGAGAGAUUCUGGAACAGUGAGUUGACAGAGAGUGGUGGAGAGAAAGAGACAGUCUGGAACAGUGAGUUGACAGAGAGAUGGAGAGGUAGAGAGAAAGAGAGAGUCGGGAACAGUGAGUUGACAGAGAGAUGGAGAUGAAGAGAGAAAGAGAGAGUCUGGAACAGUGAGUUGACAGAGAGAGAUGGAGAGGGGAAGAGAAAGAGAGAGUCUGGAACAGUGAGUUGACAGAGAGAGGUGGAGAGAAAGAGAGAGUCUGGAACAGUGAGUUGACAGAGAGAUGGAGAGGUAGAGAGAAAGAGAGAGUCUGGAACAGUGAGUUGACAGAGAGAGGUGGAGAGAAACAGAGAGUCUGGAACAGUGAGUUGACAGAGAGAUGGAGAGGUAGAGAGAAAGAGAGAGUCUGGAACAGUGAGUUGACAGAGAGAGGUGGAGAGAAAGAGAGAGUCUGGAACAGUGAGUUGACAGAGAGAUGGAGAGGGGAAGAGAAAGAGAGAGUCUGGAACAGUGAGUUGACAGAGUGAUGGAGAGGUGGAGAGAAAGAGAGAGUCUGGAACAGUGAGUUGAUGGAGAGGUAGAGAGAAAGAGAGAGUCUGGAACAGUGAGUUGACAGAGAGAGGUGGAGAGAAAGAGAGAGUCUGGAACAGUGAGUUGACAGAGAGAGGUGGAGAGAAAGAGAGAGUCUGGAACAGUGAGUUGACAGAGAGGUGGAGAGACAGAGAGAGUCUGGAACAGUGAGUUGACAGAGAGAUGGAGAGGGGAAGAGAAAGAGAGAGUCUGGAACAGUGAGUUGACAGAGAGAGAUGGAGAGGGGAAGAGAAAGAGAGAGUCUGGAACAGUGAGUUGACAGAGAGAUGGAGAGGGGAAGAGAAAGAGAGAGUCUGGAACAGUGAGUUGACAGAGAGAGGUGGAGAGAAAGAGAGAGUCUGGAACAGUGAGUUGACAGAGAGAUGGAGAGGUGGAGAGACAGAGAGACCCUGGAACAGUGAGUUGACAGAGAGAUGGAGAGGGGGAGAGAAAGAGAGAGACUGGAACAGUGAGUUGACAGAGAUGGGGAGGUGGAGAGAAAGAGAGAGUCUGGAACAGUGAGUUGACAGAGAGAGGUGGAGAGAAAGAGAGACCAUGGAACAGUGAGUUGACAGAGAGAGAUGGAGAGGGGAAGAGAAAGAGAGAGUCUGGAACAGUGAGUUGACAGAGAGAGGUGGAGAGAAAGAGAGAGUCUGGAACAGUGAGUUGACAGAGUGAUGGAGAGGUGGAGAGAAAGAGAGAGUCUGGAACAGUGAGUUGACAGAGAGAGGUGGAGAGAAACAGAGACCCUGGAACAGUGAGUUGACAGAGCGAGAUGGAGAGGGGAAGAGAAAGAGAGAGUCUGGAACAGUGAGUUGACAGAGAGAUGGAGAGGGGAAGAGAAAGAGAGAGUCUGGAACAGUGAGUUGACAGAGAGAUGGAGAGGGGAAGAGAAAGAGAGAGUCUGGAACAGUGAGUUGACAGAGAGAGAUGGAGAGGGGAAGAGAAAGAGAGAGUCUGGAACAGUGAGUUGACAGAGAGAUGGAGAGGGGAAGAGAAAGAGAAAGUCUGGAACAGUGAGUUGACAGAGAGAUGGAGAGGGGAAGAGAAAGAGAGAGUCUGGAACAGUGAGUUGACAGAGAGAUGGACAGGGGAAGAGAAAGAGAGAGUCUGGAACAGUGAGUUGACAGAGAGAGAUGGAGAGGGGAAGAGAAAGAGAGAGUCUGGAACAGUGAGUUGACAGAGAGAGGUGGAGAGAAAGAGAGAGUCUGGAACAGUGAGUUGACAGAGAGAUGGAGAGGGGAAGAGAAAGAGAGAGUCUGGAACAGUGAGUUGACAGAGUGAUGGAGAGGUGGAGAGAAAGAGAGAGUCUGGGACAGUGAGUUGACAGAGAGAGGUGGAGAGAAACAGAGACCCUGGAACAGUGAGUUGACAGAGCGAGAUGGAGAGGGGAAGAGAAAGAGAGAGUCUGGAACAGUGAGUUGACAGAGAGAUGGAGAGGGGAAGAGAAAGAGAGAGUCUGGAACAGUGAGUUGACAGAAAGAUGGAGAGGGGAAGAGAAAGAGAGAGUCUGGAAUAGUGAGUUGACAGAGAGAUGGAGAGGGGAAGAGAAAGAGAGAGUCUGGAACAGUGAGUUGACAGAGAGAGAUGGAGAGGGGAAGAGAAAGAGAGAGUCUGGAACAGUGAGUUGACAGAGAGAGAUGGAGAGGGGAAGAGAAAGAGAGAGUCUGGAACAGUGAGUUGACAGAGAGAUGGAGAGGGGAAGAGAAAGAGAGAGUCUGGAACAGUGAGUUGACAGAAAGAUGGAGAGGGGAAGAGAAAGAGAGAGUCUGGAAUAGUGAGUUGAUGGAGAGGGGAAGAGAAAGAGAGAGUCUGGAACAGUGAGUUGACAGAGAGAGAUGGAGAGGGGAAGAGAAAGAGAGAGUCUGGAACAGUGAGUUGACAGAGAGAGAUGGAGAGGGGAAGAGAAAGAGAGAGUCUGGAACAGUGAGUUGACAGAGAGAUGGAGAGGGGAAGAGAAAGAGAGAGUCUGGAACAGUGAGUUGACAGAGAGAGGUGGAGAGAAAGAGAGAGUCUGGAACAGUGAGUUGACAGAGAGAUGGAGAGGUGGAGAGACAGAGAGACCCUGGAACAGUGAGUUGACAGAGAGAUGGAGAGGUGGAGAGAAAGAGAGAGACUGGAACAGUGAGUUGACAGAGAGAUGGAGAGGUGGAGAGAAAGAGAGAGUCUGGAACAGUGAGUUGACAGAGAGAGGUGGAGAGAAAGAGAGACCAUGGAACAGUGAGUUGACAGAGAGAGAUGGAGAGGGGAAGAGAAAGAGAGAGUCUGGAACAGUGAGUUGACAGAGAGAGGUGGAGAGAAAGAGAGAGUCUGGAACAGUGAGUUGACAGAGUGAUGGAGAGGUGGAGAGAAAGAGAGAGUCUGGAACAGUGAGUUGACAGAGAGAGGUGGAGAGAAACAGAGACCCUGGAACAGUGAGUUGACAGAGAGAUGGAGAGGGGAAGAGAAAGAGAGAGUCUGGACCAGUGAGUUGACAGAGAGAUGGAGAGGGGAAGAGAAAGAGAGAGUCUAGAACAGUGAGUUGACAGAGAGAUGGAGAGGGGAAGAGAAAGAGAGAGUCUGGAACAGUGAGUUGACAGAGAGAUGGAGAGGGGAAGAGAAAGAGAGAGAGUCUGGAACAGUGAGUUGACAGAGAGAGAUGGAGAGGGGAAGAGAAAGAGAGAGUCUGGAACAGUGAGUUGACAGAGAGAUGGAGAGGGGAAGAGAAAGAGAGAGUCUGGAACAGUGAGUUGACAGAGAGAUGGAGAGGGGAAGAGAAAGAGAGAGUCUGGAACAGUGAGUUGACAGAGAGAUGGAGAGGGGAAGAGAAAGAGAGAGUCUGGAACAGUGAGUUGACAGAGAGAGAUGGAGAGGGGAAGAGAAAGAGAGACCCUGGAACAGUGAGUUGACAGAGAGAUUGAGAUGUAGAGAGAAAGAGAGAGUCUGGAACAGUGAGUUGACAGAGAGAGGUGGAGAGAACGAGAGAUUCUGGAACAGUGAGUUGACAGAGAGUGGUGGAGAGAAAGAGACAGUCUGGAACAGUGAGUUGACAGAGAGAUGGAGACGAAGAGAGAAAGAGAGAGUCUGGAACAGUGAGUUGACAGAGAGAGAUGGAGAGCUGGAGAGAAACAGAGAGUCUGGAACAGUGAGUUGACAGAGAGUGGUGGAGAGAAAGAGACAGUCUGGAACAGUGAGUUGACAGAGAGAUGGAGAGGUAGAGAGAAAGAGAGAGUCGGGAACAGUGAGUUGACAGAGAGAUGGAGACGAAGAGAGAAAGAGAGAGUCUGGAACAGUGAGUUGACAGAGAGAGAUGGAGAGCUGGAGAGAAACAGAGAGUCUGGAACAGUGAGUUGACAGAGAGAUGGAGAGGUAGAGAGAAAGAGAGAGUCUGGAACAGUGAGUUGACAGAGAGAUGGAGAAGGGAAGAGAAAGAGAGAGUCUGGAACAGUGAGUUGACAGAGUGAUGGAGAGGUGGAGAGAAAGAGAGAGUCUGGAACAGUGAGUUGACAGAGAGAGGUGGAGAGAAACAGAGACCCUGGAACAGUGAGUUGACAGAGCGAGAUGGAGAGGGGAAGAGAAAGAGAGAGUCUGGAACAGUGAGUUGACAGAGAGAUGGAGAGGGGAAGAGAAAGAGAGAGUCUGGAACAGUGAGUUGACAGAAAUAUGGAGAGGGGAAGAGAAAGAGAGAGUCUGGAAUAGUGAGUUGACAGAGAGAUGGAGAGGGGAAGAGAAAGAGAGAGUCUGGAACAGUGAGUUGACAGAGAGAGAUGGAGAGGGGAAGAGAAAGAGAGAGUCUGGAACAGUGAGUUGACAGAGAGAUGGAGAGGGGAAGAGAAAGAGAGAGUCUGGAACAGUGAGUUGACAGCGAGAUGGAGAGGGAAGAGAAAGAGAGAGUCUGGAACAGUGAGUUGACAGAGAGAUGGAGAGGGGAAGAGAAAGAGAGAGUCUGGAACAGUGAGUUGACA
Molecule: messenger RNA, 12578 nt
Organism: Oncorhynchus keta (chum salmon)
Lineage: Eukaryota; Metazoa; Chordata; Actinopteri; Salmoniformes; Salmonidae
Product: histone deacetylase 4
Exons: 41
Coding region: 1085-4024 (979 amino acids)
Biological process (GO): chromatin organization; negative regulation of transcription by RNA polymerase II
Cellular component (GO): histone deacetylase complex
Molecular function (GO): histone deacetylase activity
Source: RefSeq, a predicted model, not a curated record